CAACCCAGCCGUCCCCAAUGAGCGGCGGGAGCGGGAAUAAAGCCCGCCUCCGGCGCCCCCGCCCUCCUCCCCGCCUGGGGUUUCCUCAGGCGAGCGCGGCUCCAUCCUGGAGGCAUCGCACGCAGCGCGGGUCCCCCGCUCUCAGUCCCCUGCGGGUCCAUGGGUCGCCGGGCGUUCCUUCCGUUUCUGCUGCGGGUGCUGGCCGCGCUAGGCGGCCUCGGGGGCUGCGGGGCCGAUGAAAUACAUUGUAACAUGACGAGGCAAGUUGCAUGUGGAGAGAGAUGCAUUCCUGUGGCCUGGCUGUGCAAUGGAGAGCGAGAGUGCCCUGAUGGGACAGAUGAGCAGUGUGAAGAAAUCUGUCGCGGACAUCCACGAGCCUGGCAGUGUGAUGAUGGGAAAUGUAUUUCUCUGAGCUGGCGCUGUGAUGGCGUUGGUGACUGCUUAGAUGGCUCCGAUGAGGUUAAUUGUGAGAUGGUGACAGCAUGUCCAGACCAAAAAAUCCAGUGUCCAGGAAAUUCUCAGUGUCGUGAUGCUUGGGAACUCUGUAAUGGCCCUAUGGACUGUGAAGACGAGUUUGACGACGCACACUGCCCCUGGCACCGUUGCCUGGCUGGGCAGUGGCAAUGCAAAAACAAGGUGUGUGUUACGGAGAGCUGGAAGUGCGAUGGCAGCAAUGAUUGCGGCGACUCCUCGGACGAGGAAGUCUGUGCUUCCUGUCCAGAAGGCAUGGUUAGAUGUGAUAAAGAGAAAUGCAUCCUAGAAUCCUUGAUGUGUGAUGGGGAAGCAGACUGUGCAGAUGGUACUGAUGAGCCCACUACAUGUGGUAAAAACUGCUCUCUGGCCAAUGGAGGCUGUGAGGGUCAGUGCAGUGACACAAACUGGGGUGUCCAGUGUUCGUGUGAAACUGGAUGGCAAUUGCAGCCAGAUGGUCAGAGCUGUGGAGAUGUAGAUGAGUGCUCUAUGGCAUACAGUCCUUGUGGCCAGCUAUGUCAUAAUACACCAGGCUCUUACUCUUGUGGGUGUGUUCAAGGUCACCAGCUCUACAAUGGAACUGACUGUCGAGUUACAGAUGAUGCUGUUAAAAUUCUUAUAGCAGCAGAUCGAGAGCUUGGCAUCCUGGAUCGAAGAACAGGCCUCUACAAGACUCUGAUACCUAUAAAAUCAAUGCCUACUUCUGUUGCAUAUGAUCUUGAGAGAAGCAUGUACUUUUGGGUAGAUGAAGUGUUAAAUGUGUUUGUCCUUGGAAAGCCGAGCUCUGUUUCUCUCUAUCCAGAACUUAGAACAGUGAACAGUGUCUCUUUGGACUGGUUCACGGGACAGUUGUAUUGGGCUAGCAGCUUUGCAAGGGUCAUCUGUGCUGGUUUAAGUGAUGGCAGAGGCUACGUCAAAAUCCUGGAAAAGGAUCUUGUGCCAGAGCAGCUAAUCGUGUUUCCUGCAAAAAAGUACUUGUAUUGGGUCAAUCGAGGUCAUAAAGGCAUGAGGACUAUUGAAACUGCAGGGAUGGAUGGCUCCGAUAGAAAGGUGCUUGUGGCUGUGAACAUGGAGGAACCUGUAGGACUGACACUUGACCACGUGACUGGCAGGCUCUACUGGAUCAGUAAAUACAAGCAGUCCAUAGAGAUGGUGAACGUGGAUGGCAGUGGGAGGUACACCUUUCUUGAGAUCUUCUUGGAAGAUGAAAAUCCAGUAGGGCUACAUGUGUUUGAGAACUCUUUCUUCUGGGCAAAUAAAAUACAGCUGUUUUAUGCUUCAGCCCACACCCCAAAGGAGAGAGUGGUGCUGCUAAAUGCUUCUAUAUCUGCUUUCUCAGUCCUGCACAAAUCCCAGCAGCCUAAGGGCAGAUACCCGGCGUGUGUUCCAGGUUCUUGUAGCCACUUAUGUCUCCUGUCCCCGAUCCUUCCCAAGGGCUAUAAGUGUGUUUGUCCAGAAGGGAUGUUUCUUUUACCUUCUGGUAUAUGUAGUGAGUUAAAACUAGUGUUUUCUUCUGGCAAACGUCUCUACUUGUUGAAAGUUGGUUUUAUGGGAACUGCGAUAGAGAGAACCCUAGUUCAAGAGCAUCGUAGGAACAUCUGUCUACUGGAUAUUGACUGGAAAAGAAACCUCAUCUACUGGGUGAAUGCCGAGGGACAUCUGUUCUGCUCAACUGGCUAUUCAGGAGAAAAGCAAAAGAUUUGGUUGGAGCAUACAGUCUGCUCAGCAAGUGUGGACAUAUCAACUGGGAACUUGUACUGGCUGCCCUGUGACAGAAGCGCUAUUCAGAAGACUAGAAUUACUGGCCCAGAGACACAUACCCUCUACAGAACGGACAGCAGUAUACGUCAUCUUCUUCUUGAUUGGCCGAAGAGGGUGCUCUACUGGGUAGAAAGUGGGAAGCACCUGCAAAGUAUGACCCUUGAUGGCAAAAACAAACAGGAAGUCUGGACAGGCACCUGGACGACAGACACCCACAUGGCUUUAGACCUUGGCUCAUCUAGCAUCCUCUGGACUACCAAAGGGUUAGGGUUGCAAAGUCUGAGUCUCCUGAAAAAUAGAACCUAUACUUUGAACAAGACCUGGAGUGAUGGCAUUGUAGCGGCCCACGAGCCCUACCUGGUGACUAUGAAUGGAGCCGGUGUUGUGCUGUGGAACAGAAGGAUACUGGAGCCCUUCUCCGUGUCAAAAGAACCAUACAUAAGGAAAAUCAUCAUCCUGGCAGAGAACCUGGAGGUUCCAGAUCCUGGGGUUGAAGGAGCAGCCACAACCUCCCCUCCUACUCUUCCCCCACCACCCCCUCUUCUUUGCACCCGAUCCUCUGUCCCCUGUCGGAAUGGGAAGGAAUGUAUUUCUCGGGAGUAUCUCUGCGAUGGCAGGCGCGACUGUCAGGAUGGCUCCGAUGAAGAGAACUGUUCCCAGUUCUGCAACAGACCAGGGGUCUUCCAGUGUCUGGACGGAAGCAAGUGCAUUGAGGAGAAAUACCAUUGUGAUGGGGCUCAGCAGUGCUUGGAUGGGUCUGACGAGUUGGACUGCUGGAAGCCCGUCGAAGAUUGUUCUCUGCGUUGUGACAACAAGACCCGCUGUAUCCCGAAGAGCUGGCUAUGUGAUGGCAACCCAGACUGUUCUGAUAAAAAAGAUGAACAAGGAUGCAUUCAUGAAAAAUGCAGCUCAUCUGAAUUUACCUGUGAGAAUGGCCAAUGCAUAUCGUAUUCUCUGCAUUGUGAUGGGAACCGAGACUGCCUGGACCAUUCAGAUGAAGCAGGCUGUCCUGUUGCCUGGUCCCUGCCGUGCCCUGCAGGGGAGAUGAAGUGCCCCAGGAGUGGAGAAUGUGUGCUGGCAGAGUGGAUAUGUGACCAUGACUUAGACUGCAAAGAUGGAAGCGAUGAGAAGGACUGUGACCCUAAGGAGCUUCGCUGUGGCUCCAGGCAGUGGUCCUGUGCCAGUGGGGACCAGUGUGUGCCUGACUCGUGGCACUGUGAUGGGCAGCGUGACUGCAGGGAUGGCAGUGACGAAGCCGGAUGUCCCCCCACGAGGUGCCAGAGUUCUGAGUUCCAGUGCCGCUCCUACGGCUGCCUCAACUUCAGCCUCGUGUGCAACGGGAAGGAAGACUGCGCCGAUGGUUCUGAUGAGGGUGGAAGGUGCUCGUCGUCAGCAUGUCGCCACGCGCAGUGUUCGCACACCUGCUACCGGUCCCCACACGGGCCUGUAUGUGCUUGUGAGCAAGGAUUUGAGCUGAAGAGUGGCGGUCAAAUCUGCAAGGAUGUGGAUGAGUGCCAGAAGCUGGGCCGUCGGCCUUGCAGUCAGACCUGUAUCAAUACUGAGGGCUCCUAUAGCUGUACCUGUCAUCCUGGCUACUCGCUAGAGCCUGAUGGCCAUACCUGUAAAGCAACAGGUACUGAACCAAUCCUGCUUGUGGCAAUUCAGUUUAACCUACUUCUCUAUGGAUUGCGGAGCUUGAAAGAAGAUAUUCUGGCAACCACAGACAAGAACCUGAUUAUUUCCUCUAUGGACUAUGACUUAGUGGAUCAGAAAGUCUUCUGGACAGACCUGGGUGCAGAAAGUAUUAAGUGGAUAAGCAUGGACACACAGAAGAAAGGGACUGUGGUCAAAGGAAUAAAGCCAGACUGUAUAGUGGUAGACUGGAUUGGAAGGAAUCUCUACUGGACGGAUGGGACAGCUGGCCAGAUUUUGGCGAUUCCGCUGACUGCUGUUUGGAGAGGAAAAUCUGAGUACACAAUUGUCCUAGAUGAUGACCUGAAUCAACCACUGUCUUUGGCUUUAGAUCCUCUAAGUGGGUUAAUGUACUGGUCUGAAAUUGGAGGAGAACCUCACAUAGAACAAGCUGGAAUGGAUGGUAGCAGCAGAAAAAUUCUCAUCAAUCAAGGUCUUGGCAGGCCAACUAGCAUUGUUCUUGACCAGUUGAGUUGGAAGAUAUUCUGGUCUGAUGACAAAUUUCACUGUAUUGGUUCUGCUAACCUUGAUGGAACUGGUAUUAGCACGUUGCAGCUAACACAGAUCAAGAGUCCCUUUUCGGUUGCUGUAUUGGAAGACGAAGUCUUCUGGUCUGAAAUGAAGACAAGAACAGUACAGCGUAUGGAGAAGAUGACAGGCAAGAACAGGGUUGUCCUCCUCAAGCGUUUGGAACAGCCUUAUGGACUCAAGAUAAUGCACGAAGUGCUACAGCCCAGGUCUUCUAAUCCUUGUCUGGACACUGGAUGUUCUCACUUGUGCCUUCUGAGUCCACGAUCCAAGGGCAGCUGUCACUGCCCGAUUGGACUCCUGCUUGCCGAUGAUGGGCUCAGCUGUGUUCCUGUCAAGGAGUCUGCGUUUCUGUUCCUUGUGCUGCCCACAGUUGUCAUACAGAUUUAUCUGAAAAAUCUAGAAGCUUUACUAGGACAAGCAACUUUACCAGAACAUAGGAUACUUCCCUUUACCAAUGUGAACCAGCUGGCAUCAGUGGACUACCUUGUCCAGGAGAAGGUGCUCUACCUUUCAGAAUUGGAUCGUGGUGAUAUUAGGCUACUAAGACUCAAAGAAUCCGGGAAGCUGUCUUGGAAGAAACUCUUAUCUGUGGAGGGGACAGUAAUCGACCUUGCUGUGGACUGGUUGAGUGGAAACAUAUAUUGGAUUGACAGUGCAAAUCCUCACAUCAACAUAGCUUCCUCAAAAGGCCAGUAUUCCACUGUCUUGUUCAGUGAAAACCUUUACCGCCCAGCCUCUGUCGUGCUCCAUCUACCUACUGCAAUCAUGUGCUUUGUGGAUCUGGGUUCCCAGGAUGAUGGGAGGCGUGGUUCCAGCAUUGAAUGUGCCUCCAUGGAUGGCAGCAGGAGGAAGGUACUGUGGCAGAAAUCCCAGGUCCCCGUGGGCCUGACCUUUUCGGACUCAGGGACCCGAGUGUACUGGGCUGAUACUGGGAGAGGACUCAUAGAAAGUAUUCAACAAGAUGGCACUAGAUACAGAGUGGAUCGCACAGGAAUUCAGGGCCUUAACCUCUUUACAUAUGGCCAAGGCAUGAUGUUCUGGACAACGAUUGAUGAUGCCGAAGUCACUAAAGUUUGGUACAGCAAGGCAGAACUUUCAGAAAACCGGUGGUUCCAAGUAGAUCAGAAGAUUGUAGAUUUAAAAGUUUACAGUAAACUUCGUCAACAGGGUACUAACAGCUGCUCAGAAAACAAUGGAGGAUGUAGCCAUAUUUGUUUACCCAAACCUGAAGGACAGACUUGUAAAUGUUCCAGUGGGUACUACUUGGAUGACACAAACAAAUGUAUUGAAGCUGUCCGAUGCUCUGCGCCAUCACAAUCCUGUAAGGAUGGUCAGAAAUGCAUUUCCACGGAACAAGUGUGUGAUGGUCGUGCUGACUGUCUGGAUGGAUCUGACGAAAUGGGCUGUACCUAUCCAGAUAAAAUACAUUCAAUACCAACAUCUGAAAAGGCAGAGGCUGGAAAAAGGGUGACUCCAAAAGCUGUCCCACCUCUCCAGGCUACCAAGUCCACCAAUGCUAGAUAUCUGGGUCCAGAAGGGAUGAAUUAUCCUGUCAGAAAAACACUCAUCCCUUCGAUUCUUGCUAGAGGAAGCAAGACCUCAGAAACCAAGGAAAGUGGGGAGUCUGUUCAGCCCAAGGACUUACAGAGGACAAAACAUCUGCCCUGUAGCAGCGAUUUCUGUAAUAGGAGGGGAAUCUGUACAAUGGAAGGAGAGCUGAGAAAAUGCAGCUGUUUGAUGGAAUAUGGUGGAGAGUUCUGCGAAGAGGAAGUGCAUGGACCUGCCCCUGGCCAUGUCGCCCUCAGUUUAACCAUUGCUUUGUCAGUUGUUCUGGUAACUCUGGGAGCAUUUGUAUAUUUCAGAAGAGAACAUGAAUUAAAAAGAAAUAGUACAGCAUCAUCAAGAAAUUCAACCAGCCAUAAAGAAAACGACGCAGAAGAGAGUCUGCUGAACAGUGAGACUUUUGUCAAUGAAGCCUAUGAGGAGCAGGAAUUGUUAACCUCUUUGCAAACUGACUAACCUGAUAAAAGAGGAGCUGAAACAUCUCCAUAACAAUUGUUUAUACAUUUCAUUGUAUACUGUUUUAAUUUCUGGAACCGUUUGUGGUAAAGGGUAACUUUCUAUUAAAAUCACUGCUUUUAAGAUUGGAGGAGGUCAUCUGGUUUUGUUAGUGUUAAAAAACUGACCAUUCAUAGGCAGGGUCAGAUUUCAGUACAGUCUCCAUGUACCUUAGGUUAUGGCUUAUCCACAGAAGCUUUCUAAUCCUGAUACUGGCCCAGAACUAGUUGGGAGUUCUGGAUUUGAAUCUUGGCUCUGACACUAACUUUGAACUAGAGUUAUCUCUCUGAACCUGUUUUCCCAUUUUACAAAUGGGAAUAAUCUCUCUUGAAUUUUUACCUUUUAGGGUAAAGGUCAAGUUUCUGCAGUGUAGUAAAUGCUCAAGUGUUGUUAGUUCCCUACUGCUCUCUCUCAGUUACAUUUUAUUGCAAAACUAGUACUUAAUUUUUCUGAAAAUUUGUAAAAUCAGUACUUUUCUUAUGCUCUCAUUUGAUUCCAAAACUAAACAUAUGUGAAUCUGCUUUACAAAUAUAGAAACUCAGACAAAUGAUUUGUCUAACUUCUUUGAAGUAAAUUGGGUGGAUAUUGUGGGCAGCAAAUACAGAGCUACAAGGGUGGACCAGGACUCAUCUCAAUUAGCUCUCGCUUGCUGGGGAGAUACGCAGAUGCUACAUCGAUCCCAAAGCCCCUUUGACUGCUAGUACCUCUGCUUGUCUUCCUGGAUCCACUUUAUUCGCACCCACAUAAGGAAUCAAGUGCAUUGAAUCUGUGGUGGAAGACAGGUAACAAAGCAAGACUAGGGUAUAAAAUUUGAUAAUGGCAAACUUGGGCAAAUCGCCUAAUUAUUAAAUUGUUUCCCCAGGAUAAAAAUGGGAUUAAAAGAACCUACAUCAGGUUAAUUGGGCAUUGACUGAAAACAUGAAAAUGCCUGUAUGCUUAGCCUAGUACCUGAGUCGCAUGAUAACAUGAGCCCCAAUUAAAAUAAACACAACUUGACUUCGAAGACUUUUCUUGCUUGGAUCUUUUCUAGACUAUUUAGUUUCUUGCAGAAUGAGUUUGUAUGGACUUCCAAGCAUAAAGAGAAGUCCUAGGCUUAUUAUUGUGGGUAUAGUACAUAAAGUAAACUGUGCUUUGCAAUCAAGUAUAAAAAUUCACAAGUACAGAUCAACUUGACCUGAAGAACAAAAUCUGGGGGCUCUGCCUUUCCUCAGGCUGAGAGAUGCAGCAAUAUCAUUAAGUUGCAUUAAGGAGUCAGCUGUAUUUGAGGAACCAUUCAGCACCAGAGUACCCUGGACCCCUCUCAUCCACAGGGUGAAUCUUAGGUUUCUCUUGCUACCCUCUCCCAAGAGCCAUCCUCACUGCCAAGUUUGCCCUUGGCAAACCUCUGCCUCUAUCUGUGCAGGAGUGCAAGAAAAUAACAAAAUGAUCAGGCCCAAAUGCAUGUACCAAUGAUGUACAACACUAUUACCAUUUUCUCUGGACACGCUUAAGCAGCUGCCUUCAUCUCCCUCAAACCUUAAGCCUCGACCGGACUUCCUGGGCUUUCGUUCUGGAUAGCUCACUAGCUCAGCCUACUUCCACAGGUGCUGGUUUUAAUAUGUCAACUUCAUAACCUUGUCUAUUUGGAGCAAUGGCAUGUUUUCCACCAUAACAGCCUUCCAUUGUGAUAAUCUCUAUAUAAGGUGUUAAUUUCUUACUU
Messenger RNA from Rhinolophus ferrumequinum (greater horseshoe bat), 8212 nucleotides. Its product is annotated as low-density lipoprotein receptor-related protein 1B. Gene Ontology annotation, molecular function: protein binding; calcium ion binding. Bases 160 to 6474 code for a protein of 2104 amino acids. NCBI's taxonomy places the organism in Eukaryota, Metazoa, Chordata, Mammalia, Chiroptera, Rhinolophidae. The record is from RefSeq and is a predicted model, not a curated record. The transcript has 33 exons.